GGAUAAAGUGCAUCAGUGCGGGGACAGCCAGCCUAGGGGGCACUUCCGAGCAGGCGGAGAGAUUCCGAGGGCUGCGAAGCGAGAAACAAAGAGAAGGGAGGACAUGAGCGAAGGCAAAGGGAGGGAGCAGGGAACCAGCUGAGUUCAAUCCCGCCAGGAAAGCUCCUCCCGUCCGGCACAUCCCUGAGAGGCGCAGGGACAGGUUUUCCCCCUUUGGUCGAGAAGACAAAGAAUCGAGUGGCCCCAUGGGGAAAGGGGGUGAGCAAGGGGGGGAUUCCGGGGAGCCGGCGGCGCAGAUCCGCUUCUACACCUGGGAGGAGAUCCAGAAGCACAACCUGAGGACGGACCAGUGGCUGGUGAUAGAGCGCAAGGUUUAUAAUGUCACCAAGUGGGCAAACAGGCACCCGGGGGGCCACCGAGUGAUCAGCCACUGCGCCGGAGAAGAUGCCACGGAUGCAUUCCAGGCCUUCCAUAUCAAUCCCACCUUGGUGCAGAAGUUUCUCAAGCCUCUGCUUAUUGGAGAACUCGCUCCAGGGGAGCCCAGCCAGGACCGAGACAAAAAUUCCCAGCUGGUGGAGGAUUUCCGGACCCUGCGGAAGACAGCAGAGGACAUGAACCUGUUCCGAGCCAGCCCCUUGUUCUUCUCCCUUUACCUGGGCCACAUCAUUGCCAUGGAAGUUUUGGCUUUGCUCAUGCUUUCUUACUUUGGGACCGGCUGGAUCACAACACUCAUCCUUGCCUGCAUCCUUACAACUUCCCAGGCCCAGGCAGGUUGGCUGCAACAUGAUUUUGGACACCUCUCUGUCUUUAAGAAGUCUUCCUGGAACCACAUCGUCCACAAGUUUGUCAUUGGACACCUGAAGGGUGCCUCUGCAAACUGGUGGAACCAUCGCCACUUCCAGCACCACGCCAAGCCCAACAUCUUCCAGAAGGAUCCAGAUGUGAACAUGCUGCACAUUUUUGUCCUGGGAGACACGCAGCCUGUUGAGUAUGGCAAGAAGAAGCUGAAGUACCUGCCUUACAACCACCAGCACGAGUAUUUCUUCCUCAUCUUCCCGCCUCUGCUCAUCCCUGUGUAUUUCCAAAUCCAAAUCAUCUCGACCAUGAUCAAGCGCAGGUUCUGGGCGGACCUGGCCUGGGCCAUCAGCUACUACCUGCGCUACUUCAUCACCUUCAUCCCGUUCUACGGCAUCCUGGGAUCCCUGUGUCUCCUCACGUUUGUCAGGUUUCUGGAGAGUCACUGGUUUGUGUGGGUCACCCAGAUGAAUCACAUUCCAAUGGAAAUUGAUUCUGAGAAGCACAGAGACUGGCUGAGCUCCCAGAUAGCAGCAACCUGCAACAUUGAGCAGUCCUUUUUCAAUGACUGGUUCACCGGGCACCUGAACUUCCAGAUCGAGCACCACCUGUUCCCAACAAUGCCACGGCACAACUUCUGGAAGGUGAAGCCUUUGGUGAAGUCAUUAUGUGCCAAGUAUGGAGUCCAGUAUGAGGAGAAGCCUCUUGGGAAAGCAUUCGUAGACAUUGUUGGGUCCCUAAAGAAAUCUGGAGAUCUCUGGCUGGAUGCUUAUCUCCAUAAGUGAUCAUGAAUCUUUCUGGGGAGGUGUCUGACACAACGAAUAACCAGCAAAUCACACAAAAGACCAAAACAAUCACACAAGCAAAAAGUGCUAAUUGCUCCUCAGUGCUCCAGGGGAACCACAAAUGGCCUUUUCACCAUCCUGCCCUGCAGAAACCCAGAGUCCUGCCUGUCUGCACACGCCUGGCAGGCACCGAUCCUCUUCUUGCCUGCCCGAGGCCAGGAGCCAUGGCACUGUUCACCCCUCCCUUGGGAACAAUCACAGAAGGAAAGGAGUUCUCCCUGAAAAAGGAGGAGCUGCUCAAACAGACAAUCCCAGCUGGAAUCAGCCCUGCCCAGGCUGUGCUGCUGAUGCGAGAGCUUUGGAGAACGCUCUUACAAGUUGUCUAAAACUCUAUUUUCUGCCAAGCGCCUAAUUACCAAAAUUCACUAAUGGCUGAUCUUGCUGUCAACUUAUGGUUGAAGCUCCCAGGUGCUUCUGGAGCAGGUACCUGACCCCAAAUAAACCAGGGGUUCAGGUUCAGCUGCAACACUACAGAAGAGAUAUUUGGUUUAGGACAAAGGGCUGUGGUUCCAAAAGCAGCCUCCAUCCAGCACCAUCAUCUGCCUCGGUGCUCCCUGGAAACACCAGGAGGGAGACUCUGGUUACUUUGCACGCCUCAUUACUUCCCUCAGCUCUGAAACUGGAUCUUCUCUAUCAAAUCCCUGAAUCCUAGCAGCAUCCCACAGAAUCAGCAAGGUGCUUCAUCAUGAACAGAGAUGACUCUGGGACUGUGGCCAGCAUUGCAAAAAAAAUAAAAAAAUAAUGUAUUCCCUCCCUGAGUCUUUGGAGAAUAAAAUGAGAUUUUAUCUUUGCUUACAGAUAAGGAAUGAAUGUUUAGGGUGAAAAGCUACAGAAAUAGCUUUUUCGAAAAUCACACUUCUGGAUGGUGUGAUUUUCCAGGCAGGUAGUAAGGAGCUAGCCUGGAAUUUGGCUAACCUCAUCAGUAUUGCCUUAAUUUGUGCACCCCAUCCUUGAAUGUACCUCACUGUGCUCCAGCAAGGAUGACCAUGAGUACAGUGGCAUCAACAGUGAAAGCUUUUAAAUGUCCAGCUUAUUUUUCUGACAGCCCUUGGGUUUUUUGUCUUAUUUCCAGAGCAAAUAUUUUCCUCCUUAGCCCUGUCCUUCUCUCUUUCUCCUCUUUUCCUCUUCUCCUCUUCUCCUCUUCUCCUCUCCUUGUUUGGGUUGAUCUUGGGGAAAGAUCAGCUCUUAGGCAAAUGGGCAUUUUUUUCCCAGAAAAAACUUAUUAUUUUUCCAGGCAAAGCCUCUCUGGCUCAUGUAGUUUUUCCUCUACUUCCAAAAAAUUCCAGCUAUCUGGGAAUUUGAGUUGUUUUCUGUGUGCCUUGAUUCCUUGUUGACAUCCCAUCCUGCAAGUGUUACAGGCCAGGUUGGAUGAAGUUUGGAGCAACCUGAUCUAGGGAAGGUCCUCCAUGGCAGGAGGGUGGAAUUGAAUGAUCUUUAUUGUCCCUUCCAACCCAAACCAUUCCAUGAUUCUAGAAGCUCUCCACUCUUUAACUGGAGCAUGUCAAAGAGAUCACUGACAAAGAGCCCUGGAAGUCUGGAUCAAUCUGCUUUGUUAUCAUUGUUCUCCAAGUAAAAUUAACUUUAUCUGGAGAUAUUCCAGAAGUUUCAGUAAGACUGGAAAUGUAGAUGGAUAUAAACUUCCCAUGAGCUUUGUCUCCAAGGCAGCAAUGAGUGAGAGACGAGCAGGUUAAAAUCUGCCAUCAUAAUGACCAAAACACAGAAUUUUCAGCACAGCUUUGCCCAGCUUUCUGAGGACUCUUAACUAACCAGUUCAUCUGAAAAUAAUGAGGUGAAAUCUUGUCCACUUUCUCUCUUGAUAAAAGUCAUUCAUUUGCACUGUAAUGAGACAAGUAUGAAAAAAAAAACCUAAGCCAGUAAGGGGUGCUGGAAGCCUGCCAGGGUUUAUUGAAUCCAGCUACACCACAUGGAAAUGGGGAGCUGGAAACACAGAGGUGGUUUCAAGGCAGAGAAUCAAACAACAGCCAGGGAAGGACUGGAUUUGUUCUCCCCACUCACUGUGGGGGACUGGAGUAGGAGCUGGAGGACCAGGAUGAUUGAGGAUGUCAGAGAAAAGCACAAACUGCAAAGAGAAGUCUCUGGGUGUGUUUUGGGAGGAGAAUAAGAGAUGGGAGAAGUUUGGGAAAGUCAGGGGUUGGGGAGGGAUGCAUGAGAGUGGGAGAAAAAAUACAGAGGGCUGAAGGAGGAGGAAUUUGGAAUCAGGUGUCCCAUGAUCUCCCAGCAUGGCUGGAAUCUGCCUGGAGGGCUGUGCUGGAGACACAGGGCAGGACAGGGCAGAGCUGGGGCUUAGAGGGGGUGGCAGGGACCGGUGACAUCCACAGGCACCUCACAGUGAGCUGGAUCUCACACUAAGCCCUAAGCCCCCACCUCCCACAGCUCUGGGAGCAGGGACUCAUUGCCCUCAGUUUUCAGGGAGAAGCACAGUGGGAAUUAGGGGACUUUUCUUGGAGGUUUCCCUCCAGGCCUGGAUUCGAGCAGUCUAGAUCCCAACUGCUCACUGAAAUAGGGCUUGGGGGGCUGGUUAGGACCCAUGUCCAGGCACCAUCAUUUCCUGCUGCAGGGGCUGAGCUUUCUGGCUGGAUUUGAGAUCUUCAUUAGAGCAAAGACAUCCUUUUCCUUAGUAGAUGCUUUCCCAAAAAAGCCCUCAUAACAAAGCUCUAACAUGUCCAAUGUUAAAACAGCAAACCCACAUUCCUUAUAGGACAGCUCCUGGUUUAUUUUUUAUUUUUUUUAAUUCUUAAAAAAAAAAAAAAUAAAUUACAAAAUCCAGUAACUCAAAAAGAGAAUUUUUUUUCCUUGUGUAUUCUACCACUCAAUAAAAUCAUAACUAUUUGUUGACCA
This is a messenger RNA of Parus major (Great Tit), 4499 nucleotides long. RefSeq names its product acyl-CoA 6-desaturase. The coding region runs from base 246 to 1580 and encodes 444 amino acids. Gene Ontology annotation, cellular component: membrane. Gene Ontology annotation, molecular function: oxidoreductase activity, acting on paired donors, with oxidation of a pair of donors resulting in the reduction of molecular oxygen to two molecules of water. The transcript has 13 exons. Gene Ontology annotation, biological process: lipid metabolic process. NCBI's taxonomy places the organism in Eukaryota, Metazoa, Chordata, Aves, Passeriformes, Paridae. The record is from RefSeq and is a predicted model, not a curated record.